Aspergillus novofumigatus IBT 16806 is the source of this 600-nucleotide messenger RNA. Its product is annotated as mitochondrial 37S ribosomal protein uS13m. The transcript is spliced from 4 exons. Gene Ontology annotation, molecular function: structural constituent of ribosome; RNA binding. Lineage: Eukaryota; Fungi; Ascomycota; Eurotiomycetes; Eurotiales; Aspergillaceae. Gene Ontology annotation, biological process: translation. Bases 74 to 433 code for a protein of 119 amino acids. The record is from RefSeq and is a predicted model, not a curated record. Gene Ontology annotation, cellular component: mitochondrion; ribosome; small ribosomal subunit.
CAAUGACAGCAGUCCAGCGCAAUUGGAAGAGGAAUCGGCCCUAGGAACUUCAGAUUCCAGCUAUUCAUCCAAGAUGGUCUUCAUUCUGGGUGUGAAUUUCCCCGAGCGGAAUCUCGUCAAGAAAUCUCUCGAGGCGUUCUUCGGCAUUGGUCCCCUGGUUUCUGCACGCCUUCUUGCCCGCUUCCACAUCCACCCCACAUGCAAGGUUGGCGAGCUUGCGAACAAGCAGGUUCUGGACCUCACAGCUGCUUUAUCCGACAUGAAGAUUGAGAACGAUCUCCGGAGACAGAUUCUUGAUGAUAUUAAGCGGUUAAAGGAGUCGGGUUCGUACCGGGGUAGACGCCAUGCGCUGGGAUUACCGGUUCGGGGACAGAGAACGAGGACACAGAUUUCGACCGCUGUCAAGCUCAACCGUAUGGAAAGAAGACUGUGACUUUGAAUAUGAUGGCUGCUAUACUUCAAGGCAUGGUAAUGGCGUUAUGCUCGUUGGCUCUUAUGUACUUUUGAAAUUUCUAUAUCCAUGUAUCAUAUUAUAGGCAGGAGAAUGCGAAGCUAAAAGCAGAUCAGAUCUCCUCUUCACUAUGUGCUCUUUGAUCUCUA